Molecule: messenger RNA, 3663 nt
Organism: Sebastes umbrosus (honeycomb rockfish)
Lineage: Eukaryota; Metazoa; Chordata; Actinopteri; Perciformes; Sebastidae
Gene: disc1
Product: DISC1 scaffold protein
Exons: 14
Coding region: 701-3238 (845 amino acids)
Biological process (GO): neuron migration; cilium assembly
Cellular component (GO): centrosome; intermediate filament cytoskeleton; mitochondrion
Source: RefSeq, a predicted model, not a curated record
AAACGCAUAGAGCCUACAUAUAAUCACAGCAUGUUUUUCGUACAUAAUAUUCCUCUUUUCCUCCACCAGUCAUAAUGAUGUAAAACAAAUAAAGCGUGCAUGCAUUACAUACACGACCAGCAGCAGCGUUAACCGGUGAUGUGUCCGCUGCAUUCAUAGGCUGCAGUCUGCAGUCCUGUCUGUGGUCGUGAGGCGGUCUGAAGAGUCUGGAGAGUCUGGAGUCAAAUUCCUGAACACGUAGGAGCUCCUCGAGCUGCUCCAACACGACGCGCGACGCAGCGAGUAACGGAUUACUGAUCAACUGAUCAACUCAUCGAUCACACACACUGAUUUUGUUAUAUUUAUUACUUCUGCCAUUUACAGCACGCCAAGGGAUGUUUUUCCUAUCAAGACACAUGAAGAUCUUUCCUCUCCUGAUCAAAUGCGCAACUGGACCCACUUGUUUGCUGCAGAGGAGAAAUGUGAGAAUCUGAAGUAUCGAUCAGGUAAAUGUUUAUUAUGGACAAAAGGAGCGCGUGUAAAAAGCCGGUUAUUACAAAGUGGGGAGGAAAAAAAAAUAACAGGCUGGGUUGAUUUUUUCCACAACGGAAAUGAGAUCAGUGCCAUUGGCUGGCUCCACUUCUCCUAAAACAUGGUCGAUGUAACUCCAUCGUGCUGGAGGAUCUGAUCUUCUCUCAAACAGCUUCUUGUUAAUGGGAAGAUGUUUGCUGGACUGAUGGGGCUGGACUGUCACAGCAACUCUCUGCUUCACCACCGAGAAGUCAUGGAAGGUGGCAGAGCAUCAGGGACAGCUGGCAGCUCGGCUCGGAAGAGGCUCCACCGAAGACCGGGGUACAUGAGAGGAGAGCAGUCCAGACUACAGAGCACUGCUCAUGGACAGGAGGAGGAGGAAGAGGAGGAGGAAGAAGGGAGGACCACUUGCAUUAGGAACGGAAAAUCUGGACGUCACACUGACAUCACUGAGGAAACCAGCGCUCAGAGGACGAGUCUAACACCUGCUGUCAAAAUGUCCUUAAUGAAUCAGCCUGAAAAACUCACAUGUAGCUCCUGGAAGAGUUUCCUCUGCUCUGUUACCCAUCCUCUUCCCCAUGUGGACUACAGUGCCACUAAUGGUGCACCCAGCCACCGGGGUCCGUCCUCUCCGCCCCAGAAUGAACUCAGGUUAAGCCCGAGCCCGGCCCUCAAAUCCUCCCCAGAGGACUCCUUUAACUCCAGCUUCAGUUUCAUCCAACAGUCUCUCAACUCCAGCCAGAGGACAACCACUGCCACACCAUCCCGGGAACCAGAACCACUAAACCAGUCAACUAGUUUGCCUCAAACAAAACCAGCAACCUUAUCCAUCGAGCACAUCUCAAAACAGUCAACUCCUGUCCAGUCACUGCCCUCCUCCACCCCCAGCAGCCAGGCCGAGAGAGAGGAAUCGUCAUUAGGUGGGAGGUUUUGGCGGGAGUUUACGCCCGACCUCCCUGACUGUGACUCCCGAUCUAUGGACAUAGAGAUCACUUCCUCGCUGUCUGUGGACUCAGACACGGCCUCCGCCUCUUCUGUCACAUCCGGCUACGAGAGUGCCACGCCUGCCUGCGACCAAGGCUGGGACAACUUUGUGAAGAAGUACGAGGGUGUGCUGCAAGACUGCCUCCAAAACAAUCGCACGCACACUAAGAUUGAAUCCAUGAUGUUGAAGCUGCAGAGGCUCCAGCAGAAAGCCAUCUUGGAUGACGACUAUGACGCAGCUGAGCGUUUUGGGAAAAAGCUGGAGGAGCUGUGCAGGGAGCGAGGCGCCCUGAAGCUGGGUUUACCCUCCAGACAGCACAGCGUGGCACUGUUCCUGGAGCGGCUCAGACAGGUGGUGCACGGCGCCCUCCAGAGGACGGACUGCAGUCAGUGCAGGGAGGGUGUAGAGCCGGAUGCAGGAGAGAGGUCCGACUCAUUGCAGGGUCCACUGCAUCGGAGAGAUCGGCUGAUCCAGGAGAAACGGCUGGUAGAGGAGGAGGUAGCGGAGCUGCAGCGGAGGCUGACGGAGCUGAAGGACCGCAGUCGCUGCCUGGAGCAGCAGAUCCAGCAGGAGGAGCAGCAGGUGGAGGCCGAGGAGCUGGAGGGCUCCGUGCUGAGGAGCUGCACCCUGGCCCAGCUACGCGACAUGAGCCGGACCCUGCAGGACCUCGUCACCUCGGAAAACCGCACGCAGAUCUCUGUCUCUCCUUCACCCUCCUUGCUCAGACUCCAGGAGCAGGAGCAGGCUUUGAAUCUAUCCAUCAAGGAAGCCACUGCUAAAGUGGUCAUGAGUCAGAGGCUGGGCAGCAGCCUGAGGAGGAAAGUCAGCGAGACUGAAACUCAGCUUUUGGCGCUGCAUGAAGCCAAACUGGCGGCCAUCUCAGGUAAUGACUUCAGCAGUGCCAAGGAGCUGAAGGCUGAGAUGAAGGCGGUGUACCUGGAGCGGGACCGGCUGGACGCUCUGGCCAAGAGGCUGCACAGCCUCAGCUCGGGGAGCAGCCAGGAGCUAACCAGGAUGAAGGAGCAGCGGCAGCAGCUCAGGCAGGAGCUGGAGCAGAGGGAGGCCCAGCACGAAAGCCGGCUCAAAGAGAACACGACCAAGUACAUCAAGCUGCUGGAGGACAGACUGCACAGCUGUGGCUGCCCAGGCUUGGAGCGGAUCUGGGAAGCCGACCUGGAAGCGUGUCACCUGUUCCUGCGAGGCCUCCAGUUGCGAACUCCCAGCUGCAGCGGAGGAGACAUCGAAGACCUCCCCACUGCAGCAGUUUAUCCUCCAACCCAGCCGUGCACCAAAGAAGAAGAAGACUGCGCCAUGCUGACUGCGUUGGGAGGGCGCUGGUGUCCCGAGGCAAACUUACAGAACUCUGAGUUCACAAAGAAAUUGGAGGAGUUCUUGUUCUCCAUGGAGGAUAAUCACCCAGAGGACGCGUGCAGCGAGGCUGCCGACCUGACGGAGCGCUGUGAGCUGAUCAGUGACAGACUAAUGACCUUGGAAGAUGAAUUGCAGACGGCCAUACUGAACCGAGAUCAGGCCCUCACCCAGUCGCUGGACAAGGAGGUUCAGGAAGUAAAAGCCACUUUACAGACCAUGCUCACGCAGCUCAAAGAGGAAGAAGAGGAGGCAGAGGAAGUGAAUGAGUUACAAGAUGACGACCUCAUGAAAAACGGGACUGAGGAGGAAGAAGAGGAGGAAGAGGAGGAGGAAGAAGAGGACCAGUACUUCAGUGACAGCUGGGGCAUUUGAAAUGGAUGCUUGUCGUGUUUUAUGACCACUCACACACAGACCGGCUCUCUGAGAGCCUGACCUCAGCUUUGCAGUAGGAGUGACCCCACGUCCAUUUACUGUAAAGCCUCACUCACAACCAGCUCUGUGGUGCUGCUCAAAGUUACCACUACAAAGCCUUGGGAAGUCUGUGUAACGUUUUGUCCAGCUACAAAUGGAAAAACAUAUGAAGGAUUUGAUAAAUGUAAAAUAUAAGACACUUUAAUGUUAAUUGUAUACGUUCCUCAAAUCUUGCCAGCGUAAGUUUAACCAGGUAAAGAGUGCCUCAGGCCACCGAGCUGACAUAGUGAUUAUUUUUUCAAUUAAGAUGUUUUUGAACACAGGUUCACGUCUUAAGGCUGUUACACACUGGGGCUGUGACGAAUAAACUACAAAAUACUAAAUAU